AUGGAAUACUCGUCUGCAAACAAUAAAUUAUAUGCUCAUAUAGAUGUCUUGGAAAAUUGGAUCCCUCAUAUUGGUAUGGAAUUUUUCGGUGGCGAAUGCUUGGAUUUCUGUUUAUGUGCAAAAGAGGGUUACUGUUGUCUUGACAAGCGGGAUAAUUUGACAAAUAAUCCUAGAGCAGAAAGAAGAUUUGGUUGUCAGUUUUGUCUUGGUAUCUCUUUUGAUAAGGUCGCUGGAAAAUAUCGAGUUCAUGAUUUUGUAUCCGAACAUAAUCAUGUACUCCAUCCGCAAGAAACUACUCACUUACUAUCGUCGCAAAGAAAAAUAACUGAAGUACAAGCCAUGAAAAUUGAACGUGCUGAUGAUUUCGGUAUUCAGUCUAGAGCAACACAUGAGUUCAUAGGUGCACAUGUGGAUGGAACAUCCCAUCUUGGCUACACCCGUCGAGAUCACAAAAAUUAUCUAAGGAGUAAACGACAAAAAGAUGUGAUGUAUGGGGAAGUUGGAAGUUUGUUAAGGUACUUUCACUUGCAAACAAUGGUGAAUCCUUCUUUCCAAUAUUCAGUUCAGUUGGAUUGUGAAGAAAAAAUAACAAACAUAUUUUGGGCAGAUGCAAAAAUGAUCAUUGACUAUGCUUCAUUUGGAGACGUAGUUGCCUUUGAUACUACAUUCGGCACAAACAAAGAAAAUAGACCACUUGGUGUUUUUGUUGGUUUCAACCAUUCCAGGAAGACAGUUGUUUUUGGAGCUGAUUUAUUAUACAAUGAAACAAUUUAA
Molecule: messenger RNA, 774 nt
Organism: Beta vulgaris subsp. vulgaris (sugar beet)
Lineage: Eukaryota; Viridiplantae; Streptophyta; Magnoliopsida; Caryophyllales; Amaranthaceae
Product: protein FAR1-RELATED SEQUENCE 5-like
Exons: 1
Coding region: 1-774 (257 amino acids)
Source: RefSeq, a predicted model, not a curated record